AUGAUCGAUCAAUGCAUCCUUGGAUGGCUCUACAACUCCAUCUCCAAAGAUGUCCGCGCUAUCGUGCGCACCGAGAAGGCGUCCGUGUACACCAUCUGGAACAAGAUCCAUGAACAGUUCCGCGACAACGAACUCCAUCGCGCGGUGUACCUUGAAGUGCAGUUCCGCACACUCAUGCAAGGCGACAUGGACAUCGCAACCUACACCGGCAAGCUCAAGUGCCUCGUGGACGCCCUGCGCGACGUCGUGCUUAACAUGCUUCGUGGUCUUUCCCCCAAAUAUCGCCACGCUGUACCAGUGAUCACCGCCAAGCAGCCUCCCCAUAACUUCUUCUCUGCCCGUUCUUAUUUGUUAUUGGAGGAGAAGUACGAUGCCGAACAUGACAAGGCCUCUGUGCAACACGCUCUCAUGGCCUCUGGUGCCUCCGGAUCGUGGGAAUCGGAACCAGCGACACUCAGGCGAGUGCAUCGCGCCCACCUGCUUCAAACAUGGGUGACGGCGCAUCCGUGA
Sorghum bicolor (sorghum) is the source of this 510-nucleotide messenger RNA. RefSeq lists its product as uncharacterized. Lineage: Eukaryota; Viridiplantae; Streptophyta; Magnoliopsida; Poales; Poaceae. The transcript has a single exon. Bases 1 to 510 code for a protein of 169 amino acids. The record is from RefSeq and is a predicted model, not a curated record.